Messenger RNA from Caenorhabditis angaria, 440 nucleotides. NCBI's taxonomy places the organism in Eukaryota, Metazoa, Nematoda, Chromadorea, Rhabditida, Rhabditidae. The record is from the annotation of a GenBank genome assembly.
AUGGCGUUGUUGAAAUUGUCAAAAACCAGAGAUGAGGAUAUGCUCGCCCAGGAAACUGUUGAAGAGCAAGAAACUUUCCAACAAAUGCCAACUGCUGAGAAACGGCUCAUGGAAGCCCCGCAAAUGGUAGGUUUUUUGGAAUCAUCUGAAAAUUCUAGAUCUCGUAAUUUCAGCCGAACACAAUUGUCGCUCACGAAUUGUUGUCCGAAACUUCACGAAUGAACCCAAAAAUCGAGAACUAUCUCAACGCGCAACGUUUGAUCUCUGGAAAUGCGCAAUGCGAGCAACUUUUGUUGGAACUCAACUCGGCUUCUCAACUCAAUCGUGGUCCAGAAGGUGUUUACGAGUCAUCGCGCCUUCAUUGGGACAUGUUGCUCAAUCGUGACGAGACCAUCUUCCCAUCCGAUUAUUUGAACUUUGACGCCAAAAUGAAGCGCUAA